UCGCUGAUGAGUUAAGCGCUCGAUGGUUGUAGUGGUGAAAAUGGGAGAAUCUUAUAAGGUAGCGGUCAUCGGCGGUGGCAUUGCUGGUCUACUCACGGCCAGGGAGCUUAAAAGAGAAGGUCACCAUGUGACAGUAUUUGAAAAGGCCAACAAAGUUGGUGGCACUUGGCUCUAUGAUCCACGAGUGGAGACCGAUCCGUUGGGUCUUGAUCGGAAUCGGGAAAUAGUUCAUAGUAGCCUUUACAGGUCCCUUAGAGUUAACCUCCCUAGGCAGGUCAUGGGAUUCUUGGACUAUCCAUUUACGAAGAAAGAAGGUGGUGAUCCGAGACAUUUUCCGGGUCAUGAAGAGGUGCUCAGGUUUCUCGAGGAUUUUGCUAGGGACUUUGGGUUGCUGGAGCUGAUUCGAUUUGAACAUGAUGUGGUUCGGGUGGAGCGAGUUGAUGAGACUAGUCACGAGUGGGUUGUUGAGUCUAGGACUCGAGAUGGUGAGUCAAAAUGGGAAUUGAAUGAAGAGGUGUUUGAGGCUGUGGUUAUUUGCAAUGGUAAAUCGGAGCCAAAAAUUGCAGAAUUUUCAGGCAGAGACAUUUGGCCAGGACUCCAAAUGCAUAGCCAUAACUAUCGCACUCCUGAUCAGUUUGAAAACAAGAUAGUGGUGCUCAUCGGAAACGGACCAAGCGCCACCGACAUUCUAAGCGAGAUCGCCCCACUUGCAAAACAAGUUCACCAGGCUGUUAGAGGACCUAAUUUCCAGUUUAAAAAGCUAGAAAAACAUGAUAACGCUUGGCAACAUUCAAUGAUUGAAUGCGCACAUGAAGAUGGUAAAGUUGUAUUCCAAGAUGGAUCAAGUGUUGAUGCAGAUGUAAUUCUUCACUGCACUGGGUACAAAUACUAUUUCCCAUUUCUUAAGUCGAAUGGGAUAGUUAAUGUAGAGGAUAAUCGUGUUGGACCUCUAUAUAAGCAUGUAUUUCCACCAGGCUUAGCCCCUUGGCUUUCUUUUGUAGGAUUAAAUUACAAGGCAGUGCCGGCUGUAGUGAUAGAGUUACAAGCGAAAUGGGUGGCAAAAGUUAUAUCAGGCAAGCUCCAGCUGCCGACACAAGAAGCAAUGACAUGUUCUGUUGAAGAAUUUUACCGUGAGAUGGAGAAGAAGGGAUGGCCAAGGCAUCAUACUCAUAAUCUUAUGUUUAACGAGUUUGAAUAUAUAGAACGGCUCGCUGCUCAGUUGAACAUAAGACCUCUGAAUUGGUGGAGAAACAUAACAUAUCAAUCCGUGCUGAAAAUGAUAUCGUAUUACGGUAACAGAUAUCGGGAUGCAUGGGAUAUUGACAAAUGGAUGCACGAGAUGGAUUCCCCCACUUCUCACAUAUAAUGCUCUCGAUCGAAUAUAGAUAUAUAAUAUCUGUAAGGAAGGACAAAGUCAGGAUCAAAUAUUACGAGGGACAAGAUAUUUGAUUUCAAAAUAACGACUUAUUAUGUAUUUAAUCUAAAACUUUAU
Molecule: messenger RNA, 1492 nt
Organism: Hibiscus syriacus
Lineage: Eukaryota; Viridiplantae; Streptophyta; Magnoliopsida; Malvales; Malvaceae
Product: flavin-containing monooxygenase FMO GS-OX-like 3
Exons: 7
Coding region: 23-1366 (447 amino acids)
Molecular function (GO): NADP binding; flavin adenine dinucleotide binding; N,N-dimethylaniline monooxygenase activity
Source: RefSeq, a predicted model, not a curated record